Molecule: messenger RNA, 1960 nt
Organism: Camelina sativa (false flax)
Lineage: Eukaryota; Viridiplantae; Streptophyta; Magnoliopsida; Brassicales; Brassicaceae
Source: RefSeq, a predicted model, not a curated record
ACCGAGUUAAAGAAGAAGGAAGGAAGAAGAGUCUUCCUUCCUUUGUCUCUAUUAUAUAUCAUCACUUUGCAUCCCUACGUUUCUCGACGAAAGUCUCAAACUCUUCUCUCGACCUCUUCCUCUCCUCUCUCUUACCCAAAGAAAAAACCUUAAAAGCGCCGAUUCUUUAAUGGAUAUAUCGCCUCUACGAUCUUAUUCCUCCUCUUCAUCUUCAAGACUUUUAUUGCUCUUCUUUUGUCGUUUUCGUGCUUCGAUCCCUUCUUCUUCUAAUCUUGUUUCCCAUCCUUGUUCUAGUUUUCAGUUUCUCUUAUAAUUCCUUUUUUGAUUCCCAUCCUUUUUCUACUAAUUUUCGCAAAGUAUAUUGAAUUUAGCCAACCGCAGACAAGAUAAUCAUGGGGAGGAAAUCACAGCGUAAUAAGAACGCGACAAUGUUUGAUAGUGAUGAUGAUACAAGUAGUGUAAGCUCUUCCUCCACCAUGCCAUCAUCUGAGAGAGUCUUGAAUGAUGAUGUCACUGUUCACAAAGAUGCUUUGUUGGAUCAAUCCCUUGAUGCUCUCUACGAGAAGAGGAGUUCAACGAGAGAGCAAGCUUUGGCUUCCAUUGUUGAUGCAUUUAACAGCGACUUGCAGCAUGAGUUUGUCGAAAACAAGUUUGCGACUUUAUUGCAUCAGUGUUUACACUGCGUUAAGAAAGGGUCUACCAAGGAGACCGCAUUAGCUUCUCAUGUUAUUGGGUUGCUAGCAUUAACUGUUGGACUUGGGGAUCAAGCUAAAGAGGUUUUGGAAGAAUCUGUUACUCCUCUUUCUCAAGCCCUUAAAUCUGGUCGUGAAAUCUUGAAAAUAACUUCGGUACUCGAGUGUUUAGCAAUCAUAACCUUUGUUGGUGGGGCUGAUCCAGAGCAAACCGAGAAAUCGAUGCAGAUUAUCUGGCAAAUGAUCCACCCCAAACUAGGGUCUAAUGUUGUGGCAACCAAACCUUCACCUGCUGUAAUAAGUGCUGUUGUCUCUUCCUGGGCAUUUCUGCUCACAACUGUUGAUCGCUGGACACUAGGUCCUAAAAUUUGGCAAGAGACCGUAGCUUAUCUCUCUACAUUGUUGGAAAAGGAUGACCGAUCUGUACGUAUAGCUGCUGGUGAAGCUCUUGCGGUGAUUUUUGAGUUGGGAACUCUAGAGAAGUUCUCUGCCGAAGCCAAAGGGUCUGCUAAUGGAACACUGAAAGAAGGAACUGUUUCUCAGGAGUCAUUGAUGCACAUGCAUGGCUUGAAGGCUAAAGUCACUAAGCAAGUUAGAGAGCUCUCUGCAGAGGCAGGUGGUAAAGGUUCUGCGAAGAAAGAUCUCAACACCCAACGAAAUUUGUUCAAAGAUCUUGUUGAAUUUCUUGAGGAUGGAUACGCUCCUGAAACCUCGACAAAAGUGGGAGGGGACUAUUUAGAGACGUCAACGUGGUAUCAGAUGAUUCAGUUGAAUUAUUUGAAACAUUUCCUUGGGGGUGGUUUUAUUAAGCAUAUGCAGGAGAAUGAAUUCCUUCAUGAUGUAUUUAGUUUCACUCCAAAGAAGAUUGGUGGAGGAAAGAUGACUAAUGAUGAAAAGAGGUUGUUUAAAUCACCAAACUCAGCUCUCAACAAAGCAAGAACGCAGUUCCUGACCAAGCAGAGGAUGUUAGCUAAGAAUAUGAACAUUGGGCAUUACGCAGCGACAGAAACGAUGGAGGAAUGAUCUUUACAGUUGACUUUGAAGCUUUGCAAACUCAUCUGCUGCUCUUGGAGAGUGUUGUUGUAUCAUUACACUUAUUUUUGUUACAUGUUUUUUAGUCAUUGGUCCCCUCAUUACACUUUGGAAUCUCUUUUCAUUAUAACAAUUUUCGACUCUCGAGUGUUAUUCAAUAGUCUUUGAUGUUAUAGAGCCAUUGACCAAUUGUAUUUUACUUGAAUUGUCUCUGAAUAAUCCAAAUUGGGUUCCAA